Messenger RNA from Labrus bergylta (ballan wrasse), 2843 nucleotides. It is a transcript of the gene grinaa, whose product is annotated as glutamate receptor, ionotropic, N-methyl D-aspartate-associated protein 1a (glutamate binding). Gene Ontology annotation, biological process: negative regulation of apoptotic signaling pathway. The record is from RefSeq and is a predicted model, not a curated record. Gene Ontology annotation, cellular component: Golgi apparatus; endoplasmic reticulum. NCBI's taxonomy places the organism in Eukaryota, Metazoa, Chordata, Actinopteri, Labriformes, Labridae.
UGGUGUCGUCAGCUGCUCUCGACCCAGUUGUUCAGUCUGAGUCCUGGAGCCGGAGCAGGUGGAGGGAAACUAAAUGACGGAGGCUACCCUGAAAUAAACACGUAAAAAAUUCUUCUAUCUGCUGAGUGAUACUUCAACCAAAGCAUGUCUCAGGACAAGAGUGGAUACCCUGUUAUGGGUGAGACCAACCCACUUCAUAACAACGUCUACGGACCCCCUCAGCCUGGUUUUGGUAUGCCCCCUCCCAACUACAGCCAAGCCCCAGGGGGACCAUACCCACCAGCAGCUGGCUAUGGGCAGCCAGGCUUCCCCCAGGCAGGCCCAGGUUUUGCCCCUGGUCCCUACCCUCAGAUGCCUUACCCUCAGAUGCCCUACCCACAGGGACCCUACCCUCAGGGGCCCUACCAGCAGCCAGGCUUUGCUGGGGACCCAAUGGCACCAGCAGGUAGCCCUGGCUACCAUGGAGAUGUGCCUCCAUCUUACUAUGACAACGACGAGUUCACCAACUCUGGUUUUGAGGAUAAGAACAUCCGACAAGCUUUCAUCAGAAAAGUGUUCAUGGUGCUCACGGUGCAGCUGCUGGUCACUUUCUCUUUUGUUGCCGUCUUUACCUUUGUCGAUGAUGCCAAGAUUUUUGUGCGACGUAAUCCCUGGACGUACUAUGUGUCCUACGCAGUCUUCUUCGUUUCUCUGAUCACCCUCAGCUGCUGUGGAGACUUCCGUCGCAAGCACCCCUGGAACCUCGUUGCACUAUCCAUCCUGACCCUGAGCCUCUCCUACAUGGUUGGCAUGAUCGCCAGCUUCUAUGACACAGAGACUGUCAUCAUGGCUGUGGGCAUCACUGCUGUGGUGUGCUUUACUGUCGUCCUCUUCUCACUACAGAGCAAAUAUGACUUCACUUCCUGUAGGGGCGUAUUGUUUGUGUGCCUGAUCGUUCUGCUGCUCUUCUCGAUCCUCUGCAUCUUCAUCCGCCACAGGAUCCUGCACAUUGUCUAUGCCUCCCUGGGGGCCCUGCUCUUCACAUGCUUCCUGGCUGUGGACACUCAGCUGCUCCUGGGCAACAAGAAGCUCGCCCUGAGUCCAGAGGAAUACAUUUUUGCUGCCCUCAACCUCUACACUGACAUCAUCAACAUUUUCCUUUACAUCCUUGCUAUUGUUGGACGCUCCCGUGAAUGAAGCUGCACUUUUACGUGAACAGGGGAGAGAUAGAAAAAGCCUCCCUGUGGCAUACAAUUCUGCUCAAAUACCCACUUAUUUCUCCUUUAACCUUUUUCACAUGAUACUCUUAGAAUUUUAAACAUGUAAUUUUGUUUGAAGAAGAUGCAGUAUGUCUUAAAAAGCAGCUGAGAGGGUCACUAUUUAUUGAACACAAAUUUUAGUGACAAGCGUUAAGGUGUGUCUUUUCCUCAAUUUAGACCACUCUGCUUGCUGUAACUGUCCUCCGCUUCUACUCACACAGAAGGCUACAUGAUGUCACCAUUACCUACCCCUGGCACAUGCAGUAUGAAAUAUUCUGAGGGUGUCUGAUACGCCACCUUGUCUUGCUGCAAAGAUAAACCAGAAAAAAAGAACAGGGAAGAUAUCAGUAGAGCUCGAUAUUGAUGUAAACCAGCUUUUCCAGAAGAGCAUAAUUUAGUGCUAGAAAUACACUCCGCCUUUAAGCUGUCUAUUUUCCCUUACUUAACCCUCCCUUUCAGCCUGAUGGUGUUAAGUAACUGCAUGGCAACAUUGGAAACACCACUAAAGAUGUGUUAAAGUUAUUACCAGAGGAAUACCUCUAGCUUGCUUGUCACGGCUGUAAAUAGUUUAUGUACUACUGUAUAUGAUGCCAAUACCCCCUGCCCUGAGAGGCUUGCUGGACUGAGUUAUUUGGAUGUGUUGCUCUUGGGGAGAAAUAUGCUCUGAUAUCAGAACUUUGCUAACCCAGUACAGUAACUUUAAUCUUUUAAUGGCAAAAGAAUGACAGUAAAUGUUGGAUGUAUAUGACACACGUAAAGCUAUAUAUAUUCUUACAGAAUAUCUUUUUAGAAGGAAGAUACACUUUGUUUUGAAAUUAUUUAUAUGACUCCCUUCCCUUCUUUCUUAUUUUACUAUCCUCAAUAAUUUCCUGCCAUCUGGCAAUUAAUGUGAAGUGACAAUUAAGUGCUGUUUCCUACCCUGUUUACCACUAUUGUGAAGUUUUCAUGAAAGUAUUGGAAAUGUUGACCACUUUAAUGGCAAGCUAUUCCUAGUUUCAGAACUGGUGACACCAGAGUUGAAGGAAAUUGUAAUUAUAACUUAUCUAUUUAUUGAGGUUGAUGUAGAUAACAAUGUUGCUUUGAGUUGCAAUAAGCUAGUGUUGAGGAAGAAAUCCAGAGCUGUGUUACGAAAUGGUACAGUCUGAAUUUCUGAUGCUAGUUCUGGAAACAGAACUUACUGGUUACACUCUUGCUCAACUAGGUGAAAUAAGCAAGAGAAACCAGUGUGAACUGGAAUCCAAAACCCAUAAAAUUGACCUUGAUUAAUACAUUGAACUUGUAACUUCUGAUUUGAUCUUUCAUGUCUGGCAUGACCGUUUCCAACAUUUGCAUGUGCUGAUAAUGCACACUUUACAGGUAACCCUAUUUUGGAGAAACACAGUGUUGUUCAGCAGCCCUAUUAGACUUUUUUUUUUAACUCGUGUUUGUAACUAAAUUAAUGUGUAUGUGUAUAUAGAACUCUGUAGUGAUUUGAUGUGUAAAGACAAAGUAAUCUUGGUGCUUUGUAGGACUGUUUGCACUGUAUAUUGGCAUUACAUCAAGGUAGAACUGCAUUCCUUUACACUGCUGUUCGCUUUUCAUUAAAACUGAUAUAAUGUGAAGAUU